Messenger RNA from Cucurbitaria berberidis CBS 394.84, 1268 nucleotides. RefSeq lists its product as uncharacterized. The transcript is spliced from 2 exons. The record is from RefSeq and is a predicted model, not a curated record. Lineage: Eukaryota; Fungi; Ascomycota; Dothideomycetes; Pleosporales; Cucurbitariaceae. Bases 381 to 1268 code for a protein of 295 amino acids.
GGACGCUUUAUCCCGUCUAAGAGCAGCCUUAGCAGGCAGGCAACUUGCCUUCCCGUCAUUCAUACUAUGUUGAACUAGGCGGAGGUUUCCUGAGCAGCGCCGGAUGGGAUGGUCUCCGUUCUUGGAGCCAUUUGGGGGUGAUGAUCGCGUUCUAAUUGCGGGAAGGAGGAGUUUGCGUGGAGAAGGUUAGUGAGAUGAUGGGCUGCGUGGUAAAGAGGGGGUACUGGUUUGAUAAAUCAAAGGCUGUAUAAGAAGGGAAAGCGCCAGCACUAGGAUUCUGCAUUCAGCAGACAAACAUAUCCAGUCUUUCUCUACAAGUCUUCCAUUUGCUCAAAUCAUCCUCUGUCAAGUUCAUUCUUGCUCUUAUCACUCCCGCAACAAUGAAGUCUACCAUCUUCUCCGUCGCUGCCCUCGCGGCUCUCAGCUCUGCUGCUCCCACCAAGCGCCAAAGCACUGGCCCUUCUGAUGGUGAUAUCCUCAACUAUGCCCUUACCCUAGAGCAUCUCGAGGACACCUUCUACCGCGAUGCUCUGGCGAAGUUCUCCGCCGACGACUUCAAGUCCGCCGGCUUCGACGCCGACACAUACGCAAAGAUCCAGACCAUCGCCGAAGACGAGAAGACGCAUGUGUCCUUCCUCACCACCGCCUUGACCGCUGCUGGCGCCAAACCCGUUGCGGCAUGCACAUACGAUUUCGGCUACAAGGACGUAGCUAGCUUCCUGGCCACCGCAUCCGUGCUCGAGGGCGUCGGUGUCUCAGCCUAUCUCGGUGCCGCCGCAGACAUCAUGUCGAAGACGUAUCUCACCGCAGCGGGAAGCAUCUUGACCGUCGAGGCGCGUCACUCCGCAUACGUGCGCAAGACCAUCGCCCAAGCGCCCUUCCCCGCGCCAUUCGACAACCCCCUGUCGUACAACUCGGUUUACACGCUUGCUGCGCAGUUCAUCAAGUCGUGCCCAGAGUCCAAUGCUCCUCUGCCCGUCAAGGCGUUCCCUACCCUCACCGGUAGCUCGACCGACAAGAUGAUCAAGACUGGUAGCAAGGUCAUGCUGGCCACCAAGGGCUACAAGGUUGAUGGCACCGUGUACGCUGCCUUCAUCACCGUUACCGGCCCCAUGUUCGUGAAUGCCACUGUUGUCGAUGGCGGUUACGAGGUUGAGGUGCCCAAGGGUGUUGCGGGACAGAGCUACAUUGUGCUUACGAGCUGCAACACUGCUGCUACUGACGACACCAUCGUUGCUGGCCCCGCUGUCGUUGAGAUCUCUGCCUAG